This is a messenger RNA of Lycium barbarum (goji berry), 630 nucleotides long. RefSeq names its product histone H3.3a-like. Bases 34 to 444 code for a protein of 136 amino acids. The transcript has a single exon. Gene Ontology annotation, molecular function: structural constituent of chromatin; protein heterodimerization activity; DNA binding. NCBI's taxonomy places the organism in Eukaryota, Viridiplantae, Streptophyta, Magnoliopsida, Solanales, Solanaceae. Gene Ontology annotation, cellular component: nucleosome. The record is from RefSeq and is a predicted model, not a curated record.
AAGGAAGAAAGAAAACAAGAAAGAAUAAAAAAGAUGGCUCGUACCAAACAAACUGUUCGUAAGUCCACCGGAGGAAAGCUCCCCAGGAUGCAACUUGCUACCAAUGUUGCUCGUAAGUUUGCUCCUACAAUAAGUGGAUUGAAGAAGCCUCACAAAUACCGCCCUGGUACUGUUGCGCUUCAUGAAAUCUGUAAGUAUCAGAAGAGUACUGACCUCAUGAUCAGGAAGCUCCCAUUCCAGAGACUUAUUCGUGAAAUUGCCCAGAACUUCAAGAAAGAUCUGUGUUUCCAAAGUCAUGUUGUGUGGGCUCUACAAGAGGCAGCGGAGGCCUACCUGAUUGGUUUGUUUGUGGACACCAAUCUUUCUGCCAUUCACGCCAAGAGUGUGACCAUUAUGCCCAAGGACAUUCAGCUUGCUAGGCGCAUCAGGGGCGAGCAUGAUUAAGUUGCUUAGCUAACUUUGAUAACCAAUUCUGAAAUCUACUUCAUGCUGAAAUGCUUCCAACUUAUUUCACUGGUGUGCUACUUGCUUGAUCAUUCAGUAUUGUUGUCUUCUGCAUCAUGUUGAAGUUCCCAUUUUGUAGUAUCUCCAACUAGAAAUAGUAAUAUUUCCAGAAGAUUGAAAUUUCGU